Messenger RNA from Aspergillus pseudonomiae, 615 nucleotides. RefSeq lists its product as uncharacterized. The record is from RefSeq and is a predicted model, not a curated record. The coding region runs from base 1 to 615 and encodes 204 amino acids. The transcript has a single exon. Lineage: Eukaryota; Fungi; Ascomycota; Eurotiomycetes; Eurotiales; Aspergillaceae.
AUGCCCAACGAGGCCCUUGAAGAUAUCUCCUUUCAGCUCCACAGCCUCAUUGACCUCAAGCUCAAUGCUGAGGGCCUGAUGUACACCGCGUGCACCCCCACCCUGUCGCCCACCGUCAGACUUGGCAAUAUUGUUCUACAGCCAGAUGGAGCUUGGCGCCCCCGGGGAAGGAAGGACUGGACAGUCUGUGCCCAGGUGGGGGAUUCAGAAAGUGAACGCCAGCUUUUACUCGACGCUCAACGCUGGAUUGAGGAUGAUGGCUCGCUGUUCAAGAUCUGCCUCACAGCGAAGAUCAAGAGACUUCCUGAAGAGAUCGAAAUUAGCAUUAUACAGUCUGCCCCUUUCUAUACUCAAAUUCUCCAGCGCAACUACACUUCUGCUAUGCUUAUAGCAAGUGCCAAGAUUAUCCGCUAUCAUUCUGGUCCUGUGGUCGAGUUCCAGGAUCACAGAAACUCCACCAACACGCUGAUGGCCCUUCGACUUCCUAUCGUCGCAUUCACCGGGCCCCAACCUCCGACCGGAGUUCAAGUCAACUUAGGGGGUGAUAUUGUGCUUACAGGACAGGAACUGGCGGAAAUUGGACGGAGACACUGGGUUCCGGAAUUUAACUACUGA